Molecule: messenger RNA, 1309 nt
Organism: Protopterus annectens (West African lungfish)
Lineage: Eukaryota; Metazoa; Chordata; Ceratodontiformes; Protopteridae
Gene: TDRD10
Product: tudor domain containing 10
Exons: 13
Coding region: 68-1309 (413 amino acids)
Molecular function (GO): RNA binding
Source: RefSeq, a predicted model, not a curated record
CAUGAAGAAGUUGUAGGAGCUCUUUCUCUGGUUGCGUGGUAUUUGCUAAUGAGGUUUGGCGGUAUCGAUGUUCCGGAAGAUAGAUCCGACGUCACAAUUUAAAAGUAUUGUAGACGCAUUUCUGCUACAAGCAGCACAUGAAAAUUUGAUUGUUCCAGAGUUUGUCUCACAGCUUCAGGUAGACGUACUCAUUGUAAAGCCAAGCGAUGUAAGUAGACACUCCUUGAUCAAGAGGUUUCCAGUGAGACCUAGGGAAAGGAUUAUACCUUAUCGCCCAUUACGAGAGAGCAUACCUCCAGGAAGGAAUUCUGCAGGAGUCAUAAAAUCUGAAACUGAAGUCUUUGUUGGAAAUCUGCCAAUUGAUACUACAGAGGAAGACAUUACACAACUGUUUGAAGGUUUUGCUAUUAAGCAUAUCAAAAAGGUGAACAAUGACCAGAGAUGCUUUGCUUUUGUUGAUGUUGGCUGUUCUGGAAAGGUUCAAGAAGCUGUUCGUAAGUUAAAUAGAACAAAGUACAAGCAGAAAACCAUAACAGUGAGCAUUACAAAAGCCACUAAUCAGAAAAGAAAAGAAACUGAAUCCACAUUCCAGGAUGAAGAAUUGCCGGCUUUAGAAAAAGUAGAAGAAAUUAUCUGUACUGAGUCACUUAAAAAUGGUAGCGUUAAUUCUGAGAUGCUGUGUUGUGGCUCUCCAUUUACAGUUAAGGAAGCCAACUCCUUUGGCUAUGCUGUCCCAAUGGAAAUGAGGAGCGCUUUAUUGUUGCAAAUGCUCAAAGACUGCUUUCUGGAUCUAAACUGGAUGGCAUCUGUAACGAAGCCAAUUGGUAAAGCAGUAGUAGUGGUUACUGAUACUGUGCCUAAGACCCCAUUCUUCUGGGCUAUACAUCGAUCUGAGGAAACUCUUGCUAACAUGCACAAGUUGUUCAGUAUUUUGGCAGAGGCUGAAUCAAAGCGCCCUUUUCUGGCAAAGCAUAAUGUUAAACGGGGAAUGCGUUGCUUGGCUGAGUGUGUGUUGGAUGAGAGUGGUGAAGGAGCUUGGAACAGAUGCUGGAUUCUGGAGGUGAUAGGAGUCCAUGCUGUUGUCCUCUUCGUUGAUUAUGGACACUCAGCCAUUGUCCCAGUAAUGUCACUUCGUUCAUUGGAUGAUGACACAUUUUGGGUGAUCCCACCCUUGUCGCAGCCAUUUAUGCUUCAAGAAGAUGUGUUUUCCUUCCAGAGAAUCAUAGGAAGAUUGCUUCAAGGAAACAUUACCAAGGCCCACACAGAUGAGGUAAGAGAUGUUUCAAGUCUGAAAGUGAACAAAGUGUGA